Molecule: messenger RNA, 1991 nt
Organism: Alosa alosa (allis shad)
Lineage: Eukaryota; Metazoa; Chordata; Actinopteri; Clupeiformes; Clupeidae
Gene: sdf4
Product: stromal cell derived factor 4
Exons: 8
Coding region: 331-1401 (356 amino acids)
Biological process (GO): calcium-ion regulated exocytosis
Cellular component (GO): endoplasmic reticulum
Molecular function (GO): calcium ion binding
Source: RefSeq, a predicted model, not a curated record
CUCAUACUACUUCCGCAAACUACAAGCCACUCAGAGAUCAAAAAUGUUAAAACGUACCAGUACAGACAUCACUACUGGUCAAAACCAUAGACAUACGUAGACUUUAGAAGGAUAAGGCUGUUUUGAUUUUUUUCCACAAUACCAUUUUUUUCCUCCACCCCACUUUGAGGAAGCCACGUGUAACGUUACAGAACAGCUGGAGGACUGAUACCUGACAUUUAUAGGUGCAAAUAGGCUAUCUGGUUGUUGGCUGACCAAAACUCGGUCAACCACGUAGCCUAUAACGUUCGCGUUGUAAACAACUCACCAACAACAGAAACACUUGCAACUAUGACUGGUGGGAAGAAGGCCCAGUGCGGCAUUUGGACAGGCUUCUGCACUCUACUUUCUGUGUUGCUCAUUCUUGAUGUCCAUGGUCGUCCUGCCAAUGUUUCUGUACUUAAAGAAAAAAUGGCUAACAGCAAAGAAGAAAAUGAGAUUCUUCCACCAGACCAUCUUAAUGGAGUGAAGAUGGAAAUGGAUGGACAUCUCAACAGAGAUUUCAAUAAAGAAGUGUUCCUUGGCAAAGAAAUUGAAGAGUUUGAGGAGGACUCUGAGCCCCGCAGGAACAGGGAAAAGCUGAUGGACAUUUUCCAAAAGGUGGAUUUGAACCAUGACAACAGUGUGAGUGCUAAGGAAAUGCAGCGGUGGAUCAUGGAGAAGACGGAGGAACAUUUCCAGGAGGCUGUUAGAGAAAACAAGCUCAGCUUUCGUGCUGUUGACCCUGAUGGAAAUGGGUAUGUGACGUGGGAUGAGUACCGUGUGAAGUUUUUGGCCAGCAAAGGCUUCAAUGAGAGAGAAGUGGCAGAGAAAGUAAAAAAUAAUGAAGAGCUCAAAGUGGAUGAGGAAACUCAGGAGGUUUUGGAGAGUUUGAAAGACCGCUGGUUCCAGGCAGAUAAUCCCCCAGCUGACCAACUGCUAAAUGAGGAAGAGUUUCUAUCGUUCUUGCACCCUGAGCACAGCCGUGGCAUGCUCAAGUACAUGGUGAAGGAGAUUGUUCGAGACCUAGAUCAGGAUGGUGACAAAAAGCUCACUCUGUCUGAAUUCAUAUCUCUGCCCAUGGGAACGGUGGAAAACCAGCAAGCUCAGGACAUUGAUGACGACUGGGUCCGUGAGAGGAGAAAAGAAUUUCAAGAUGUCAUUGAUGGCAAUCAAGAUGGGAUUGUGACUAUGGAAGAACUGGAGGAGUACAUGGAUCCCAUGAACGAGUACAAUGCUCUGAAUGAAGCCAAGCAGAUGAUUGCUGUAGCUGAUGAAAAUCAGAACCACAAUCUUGAGUUAGAGGAGAUCCUCAAGUACAGCGAGUACUUCACUGGAAGCAAGCUCAUGGACUAUGCCCGCAACGUUCAUGAGGAGUUCUAAUUUGUCAUGUUGUCUGCUCAUCUCUAUUUGCCUCUCUGUCUUGAUACAGCGGCCAAAUCCAGUGGCAUUCUGUUUAUAUGGGUGUGAUAAAAGUGAUCCAUGGAAUGAUUGAGUGUUUAUUUGCAUUUAUUAAUUUAGCAGACACUUGUAUCCAAAGCAACUUGCAGUACAGUACUGAUGUACGUUUCUAUUAGUUUGUGAGCGCCCUAGGUAGUGAACCCAUGACCUCAGAGUUGUGAGCAGCUUUUGCAAUAUUUGUGAUGUUGGUGUUGUUAAUUGUUGCAUUGUGCAAUUAUGUGUACACUACCAUGCAAAGGUUUGUAAUCACUUGAGGAACUUUUUUUUUCUCUCAAAUAACCCAACAUUUUACAGAAAUAUAGCGCUGAGUAAAUGGCUAUUACAGCUAGAGAUGGCUGAUUUUUAAUAUGUACAUGGGAGUAGAAAGCCCAUAUCCUGCCACCAUCACUGUGUGUAAAUGACAUUAUAUGAUAUUAUAAGCUCAGCCUAAAUCAUCAUGUUUCGAAGAAGCCUUUUAUGUGGUUGAAAUUAAUUGUGCUUAAGAAAGCAAUAAAACCUUCAGGCAAAUUGAG